This is a messenger RNA of Nothobranchius furzeri (turquoise killifish), 5668 nucleotides long. Lineage: Eukaryota; Metazoa; Chordata; Actinopteri; Cyprinodontiformes; Nothobranchiidae. The record is from RefSeq and is a predicted model, not a curated record.
CCAGAUUCUUGUAUUGAAAAGUUAAUGUAGCAUCAAUAAACACCUCACAAAUAAUUAUGUCUGCUGCUUCCUUGGGUUUUAAACCUGUUUUUAACGCACAAAGAGGCAUGUUAAUGACGUUAAAUCUAAAUAAGAGUGGUAUUAAAAUAGAGGUCCCCGAGGAGUCAUAACACAACUCCAGUGGGGCAGCUUAGCAACUUUUCCUCAUGUGAACAAAUGCUGCCCCUUUUGUUUGUAACAACUCUCGCACGAAUGACUCUAGAUUUAUAUAUAACAUCCCUGUAUAAUUCACAGUUUAACCAUCUUUGUAAAUGGCUAAUGUCUCACGUGCUUUAAGAUAGCCAGAUGAGCUGAACAACCUCCGUUUAGAGAAACAGAGAUUGACGUGGCAGCGGUUUAUGCUAACAGUAUUUCAUAAACUUUUAUAGUCCCAUACUUAUUUUCACUUUAUUCUCUAGUUAUUUAUGUCAGAAAUGAAUGAAAGGUGUGUAACACAACCAAUCUGCGCUACUUAUUUCUGCUACAACUAUUAUACAAUGUGGAAUCUAAAGCAGUUCCUAGGUUUAAAAUGGUGUAACAUUUUCUUUUUUUUUUUUUUUUUUUGAUUAUGGGUGUUUUAAACUGAUAGACAAACACCAGUGGAAUCUGCUCAGAACUAAACUUUCUUUCUUCAAACCGAAGUCAUUCCGAGAGCUAUCUAUAACUGGAAAGAUGUUGAUUUUACUAUAACUUUAACCGGGACACAUGCUUCAAAUGAUCUGAAAUGUCAAUUUAAAACACAUUAAGUGCCCAGAAAUUGCAUCACAUUCACUAUAGUCAACUGUUUUAUUUUGAAGGGCCAGCUUUUAUCUUGGAAAGUUUGUUAAAAUGUUUGAUGGCACAUAUAUGAGUUUAACAGCCCCUGAAUGCUGACACUACAUAAUUUAUUAGGCCUGCCAUUGCUGUCUCAGUGGAACAACGACUGUUCAUCUCUAUCAACCUUCCUGUCAGGUGUGAAUUCAGGGCAGGCUGACACACAGAGACGUGCUUACAGAGGCCAUAAAUAAAAACAUCCAUAAAGCUGAAUUCCUCUGUGACUUUUGGCUGUGGUUAAAGGUUCAUAUCUGUCUUGAAGAGUCAUGCAGCCAAAUUAGGAAAGAUUUUAUUAAAUGGCAGACAUGUCAUUUAAAUUAUUUGAAGUUGAUCCCCUUCAGUCAAGUUCAGAACUCUCUCUGGGUGUUUAACAUAACGUGUGUUCUGGACACACCGGUUCCUUUGCCAAACUCAUUUCCCUUUCAUGAGGGAUUUUAGAAAAUGGGUUUAAGGGACUGUUUGUGCUGAUCUCUAGGACAAGCUCAGUUUUCAGGGCCUUUUUCUUUGUGAAACUGAGAGCCAUCCACCUGGAGGGCUGGCGGCUUGCAUUUAAAACCGUUUCAGCCCAAGUACAGGAGAGGCUGCCUAUCGGGGCAUGCAGACGAUUCCUCUUCCCUUUUCCUCUCCAUAAACCGAACAUGUUAGGAGGUUUUGCGUUGUAUUACCACUGUUACAUGGAAAAACAUCACUGUUUUCUUUGUAUUCUGAGGUAAAGCUCUAAGCACAUUUGUAUAACCAAGGAGUGUUCUCGCCUCCAUUCUGAAAUGUCUUCUAGAUCUGACCUAUUGUUCUUUUGGUCCAUCAGCAUGCUAGGUUACUACUCUGUGGCUGUUGUGUCUUCAGCCUUGUGUAAUUAAGGGUCUUUGCUAGAUUUAGUAUUCAAGUGGACAGCAUUUCUGUCCAACUUGGACAGGAUUGCUGAAAGCCUUGAUUACCAAGCUCAACAAAGCUCUUGUUCUGGACAAAUGUAUACAGUGCAAGUGAUUAUGUAUGAGAUAAUUAAGCAGCAGGCCUGCUUUAACGCUAGGCCUCCCUGGCUUCCAUACAUCGCCAUGCUGAGCCUUUGUGUUUAUGGUAAGUGGGCAGCUGCAUGCCUGUGAGACCUUGGCUGUACCCCAGGCCCUCAAACUGAGCCUGAUAACGACUAUUGAAGCCUCCCAGCCAUGCUCAUUUCUGACUAUUCACUCACUGCUUUAAACGUGGAGCGAGCCUCCCGUCUGACUUGGUUUAAUUUCUGUGAACAUGCGGACAGCUGUGGGCUUGCCAGCUCCCUUCAAUGAGUUUCAUAAAAUUCUUUUCAGUCGCUCAGCCUCAACAGUACUUGGUACCACCUGCUGCCUGUGGGUCCCACAUAAUGGCACCAACAAAGAAAGUUUCUAAAACUUGGUGUUUUUACUAUGAAGUACAGUGCUGUAGAAAAAAGAAGCACUUGUUGGAGACGGUCCUCCAUUAAUGGGUAGACCUUCCUGAUUGCAAAAAAUAUAUAUCGGCACAGGGAUUGAAGCUUUUUAGGAGUCUUUCUUCAACGCCUUCACCCAGCAUUCCUUAUGUGAAAGAUGUGGUAAUGAAGAACAACACAAACCCCUCGGUUUGUUUUCAAGUCUCAGGUGCAGAGCAGAUGCUUCUAUUAUGGAGACAGAGGGACGCAAUCCUGGGAGUGUUAAGAUCAGGACACGAGGCCGGCUGCCCUCCUUUCUAGAAUUUUAAACGAGGACAUCUGAAAAUUCAUGGCAGAACUUUUUUCUGUGAAGUUUUAGUUCAUGCAGACGACAUGUUGUAGCACAAUUAACACUCGUGUUUAUUGUAAAACUAAAUGUUAAAGUAGGCUAUACAAGGUAAAGCAAUCAUAUGAAACUUGUUUCCACCAGCUGUCCCUAAGUGCUAUAAAACAGAUUAGUAUUAGCUUUAAUUGUCAGUCAGACACAAAGCUGCCAAAUCCUUACGUAAUGGUGGCCUAACCCACAGGAUUACAGUCUGAGCAAUGUAUGGAAAAGCUGCUGAAAUUAGAAGACCGUUUUGAGCAUCAAUCGUGGUUCUGUUACCUUUUUGGGAUGUCUGCACUCUUUCAUCACUUGAGUACAGAACUAAAUGACUCUCAAAGGGGCACAGCUGUGUCACGUAUAUAAAACGGCUCAUUAGGGUCUGUGUAUGUUAGCUGAGUUAGUGACAGAGCAGACCCGUACCCUGACUUGACCAAACAGACGCCACGGUUUCCUCCUCGCAUUCUAUCUUCGUUGUGCAGCCUGAUCUUUUGAUGUUUCUGGCAAACCAAAACGACGACGAGUGCAAAGUGUUCAGUGACCACAAAGGAAGCUCAUCAGCUCAUCCAGGGCUGCACCAUCACCAUCGUCUAAGACGGAUGCCAGCGUGCACUUUGCUGUUUACAUGUGAUGUGAAGCCACGUCUGAGUGAAAUGUUCUUCUGAGAGAUUAGAGGUCUCGGUUGUCAUGGCGGCUGCUGCCUCAGCUCAGAUAAAGGCCUAUCGGCCUCCAGAAGCAAAGACUCCCCACGAUUCCUGAUAAUAGCAGCAUGGUUUUGGAGCUGAUCUGGGUUUGGACCUCAGAGGAGGAGUGGUACCCUUCAGCCAGAAAUUCUAGACGCCUAAUUUGGCAGAUUUUUGCUGGUUUUGCUCGACACAGCUGUGCAUGCGGUUCAAGGAUCGGCCCAGAGACUGCAGCACAUUCCUGGAGAGGCUGAGAGCUGCUGUCUGAAGUUGAUGAGAAACCAGCCUUGCUCACGCCACACCCGUCAAGAUGGCCUUCAGUUCAAGUUACUGGAAUAACCUGGGACAAGGAUGUGUGUUGCUAUGGUGAUCAUUUACAAGAAAACACUGGAAAAAAAGGGCGGUGAUGAUGUAAGAUCCACUCGUACGGACCUGGGCACGUUCAAGGCACAGACCAUGAGCCAGGGAGCAGCACUAUUCUCUUGUGGACUCAUGGGGACAAGCCGGUGGCGUGAGGUGGGGAACAGCUGUGGCUUACAGCUGCAGCCAGUCAGAACUAGCCUGGAGAGCCUGUGGGACGUCCUGCCUGAGGUGCACAGGAGUUCUGCCCACUGGGACUGGGACGUGGGCUCCACUUCCAGCACCAUCACCAGCUUGUUGCAGGACCUCAACCUGACUGAGGCGUCCUCCCACUCCACUGCGCCCCCCAGCAAACGGCAGUGCCGGUCUCUGUCUUGCUCGGAUGAGCUUGGCAGUUGCCGCUCCACCUGGCGCCCACAGGGCUCCCGCGUGUGGACAGCCGUGGAGAAGAGGCGGUGCCACAGCGGAGGCAGCGUCCAGCACAGCACUCUAGGAAACGCUCAGCUCGGUUUUCCAGUGAUGCAGCGCAGCUCUAGCUUCAGCCUGCCUGCUCGCUCCAACACCUUGGAGCCACCGGGCUUCACCCAGCACUUGCAUCGCCCGUCUGCCUUCACUGGCCUCACACCCUCCUCCCCAGUGCGCCUCUCAUCUGAGCCUUCGGCCCAGUCCCUCUACCUCUCUCAUGAACAAAUUAGCCUCUCUGAGGUUCCAGGAGGACCUUCCCCACCCAGCUCUCUCAACUCCACUCCAGAGCUCAAGCGGCGUGGUGGACAGGGUGGCCUCGCCCGUAGUCGCUCACAGCCAUGCGUCCUCAACGACAAGAAGAUUGGCGUGAAGCGCAGGAGACCAGCUGACUCGCACAAACAGAGGCCUUCACUGGAUCUGGCAAAGAUGACCCAGAAACUUCGGAAUUUCCACAGCCUUAGUUGCCCUGGAAUCACAGGCAACAACCUCAACGAGUCUGGCCAGGCGGCGCCCACUCUCAGGUGCACCACGCAGUGCAACAGCGACGACUUGUCUGAAAACGAAGACAGCUUGGAGGACACUUGGUCUUGGUCCAAAGAAGGUGACUUCACCAGGAACAAGUUUUCAGACGCCACGACGGAAGAGGUGGACUGGAACCCCACGGAUCGCAGCGACGGAACAACCGGAACGACCAACGGGAAGGACGGUGAGCCUCUGUGGGCGGGGCUGUGUAGCAUGAGGAGGGACGCGCAUCAGCUGGGAGGCGAGCUCGACAUCGAGCAAAUUGAGAGGAACUGAGCCGCUUUCCUCCCAGGAGAAGCUAAAUUAGGGGAGUGGAAGUUUAUCGCCAGGUGGUACAAUAAACAGUGCUGAUAGUCUUAAGGACAAAGCAAGUGAGGAGCUCAGGCACAGAGCAUUCCAAGUCUAAGGAUAGACGGAAUCGGAGCUUUGUGCUUUAAAUGUCUGUUUGGAGACUUUUUAGAAGAAACUCCCUCAAUGGACAGAUUCUCAGCUGUGUCUCAGGAGAAAAUGGAAGUCAGGGAAGACGGAUAUGAGUGGAAAUACAACUGAUCAGUUGAAAAAUCUUAUAAAGUCACUCUUUAACCCUGAUUAGCCUACUUGUGCUUUGUUGGAAGAGAAUUCACAGCAGGCUUGUAUAAAUUCUCUACACUUGAAAGUGUCUUUUCCUCUGACGUUCUUCACAAGCGCAUAGGUACAUGAUGGAGAGGAGUAGACACCACUUAAAGAGCUACACACACACACACACACACACACACACACACACACACACACACACACACACACACACACACACACACACACACACACACACACACACACACACACACACACACAAAACACCAAUAAAAAUACUGAAGAGCUUAACAUUUUACAUUUCAGGCUAUGCAGUAAGAUCUACUCUCCUGAAUGUCUGGAAGAUACUUUGAGAUGCUAACAGCGUUAAUAUUCAUUCUUUUUACAAUUUGUAACUAUGACGCUAUGUAAAAACAUGAUUUCUAUAAAGAAUAAAUGCAGGUUUAAAAGUGU